Molecule: messenger RNA, 4955 nt
Organism: Scatophagus argus
Lineage: Eukaryota; Metazoa; Chordata; Actinopteri; Scatophagidae
Gene: efcab6
Product: EF-hand calcium binding domain 6
Exons: 30
Coding region: 1-4566 (1521 amino acids)
Cellular component (GO): nucleoplasm
Molecular function (GO): calcium ion binding
Source: RefSeq, a predicted model, not a curated record
AUGGCCAAGCUGCUGCCUCUUCACCCUGGAAGGGGACAACUAAUCAUCAGCCCUCGGCCUCACACGGCUCCCAGCACCACCACACGGCCCUCCACAGGACGUCAGACAGGUGGGGGAUCCAGGCAGACGUGCAUCCACAGAGACAGAGUUCCAGGCAGGCAGCUCACCCUCGAGCAGGUGGAGCCUCUGAUCCACAGCAGACUGGCAAACAUCAAGUCAGCCUUCACGGCGGUGGACUCUGAUGGGACAGGGCUGGUCAGCAAAGAGGAAUUCAUACGAGUCCUGGAGAGCCUGCUCUCUGUCAGCCAACUCGACACCCUGCUCAACAAGGUGUGUGAGAGGAGUGCUGAAACAGUGGACUACAUGCAGUUUCUGGGGAGCUUCAGACGAGCUCCCGCGGCCCACAGAGCCUGCAGCAGCUGCAGCAGUAUGAGGCGUGGCCCACAGAACACUUCCAUGUCCCUGGCUGACAUACAGAAGCAUCUAAAAGAAAAGAUCGGAAGCAACAUGAGGACUGUGAUCAGAGUGUUCCGCUUGUUUGACUACAACCGAGAGGGGCACAUCCAGCAGCACGAAUUCCGCCGCAUCCUGGACAACUACUGCAUGCACCUGUCAGACAAGGAGUUUCAGAGGUUGUGGAAACACUACAGUCCCAAUAACACAUCCAGCAUUUCCUACGAACUGUUCCUGGAGAAGCUAGGCUUUGGAGACAGCCAUAACUUCAAGAUUGCGCCAGUCUGCACUAAGCUAGAGGUGUCCAGCCGUGGGACAACUCCAUCUGAGAAAGUCAAACAGAGAAACCAGACACCAGAAUGUCGUUCCAAAUCAUGUGAUGCCUCAUCGGUCUUGCCGCACAGGAAACUGCGGUCUCUCUUCUACAACAAGAUGUGUAUGAACUCUACCGCGGUGUGGCAAGCGCUGCAGGCCUUUGACACCACCCACACUGGCCUGGUAAAACAGGAUGUCCUCAGGGCCGUUCUUAGCAGCUUUAUAUUCCCCAUGAACCCUCACUCCCUCCAAAAGCUGACCAGCCGCUAUGGUGUGGAAGCAAUAGGGCCAGUGAAGUGGAAGCACUUUUUGGGACACUUCAUGAGCCCACUUCAAGAAAAGGGUGACACGUGUCUUCAUUGUGACAGGAACUUUGAGCAUUCUGCCCCAGAUGAAGACAACUUGAAUCUCCAGGACAUGUACCUUCAUCUGAAAGAGAUCUUCCAUUUGCUGGACAAGAAAGAGGCAGGCUGUAUCACUCGAGCAGACCUGAGACACUUUCUGGAGAGACCAGGUGGGACUCAAUUCCGGACACCCGAGCCUCGUCUUCGUCGUUCACAAAUCACAGAGCUUCUCAAAGCGCUGGACCCGGAACACACUGGGCUUAUCCAGCUGGGCAGCCUGGAGAGACUCAACCCCAGCAUCACAUCCUCUCCCACAGGAAACAUGACACCGCCACCCUCUCCUGCUCACACGUCUGAGCCCCUGGAUGUAGGCGAGGAGACCGAGGACACUGCUGAGCAGCAAAUAACACCAGAUGAGAGGCAGACCACACAGUGUACCGAUAAAGCGUCUGUGGCAUCUGCUUCAUGGAGAACAGUGGAGAAAAUACUGCUGGACAAGUUGUGUGAGCAGCUCAGUUCGGUGCUGGCAGCUCUUGAACUGUGUGACCCUGAGCACACUGGAUACAUCACACAGGAAGAUCUGAAGAAGGUCUUAAGCUGCUAUGGCAUGCCCAUCUCAGACACACACUUCAAUGAGCUCUGCAAGGCCUCCAGCUCAAGACCUGACAAUUCUUCUAAGCUGGUUUAUUACACUGGCUUUCUCAGAAACCUGGGAGUAGCAGUAACAGAUGCACAAUCCACAUCCUCCUCCCUUGAGAGACCAUGCACAUCAACUCAGGUGACCCUGCAGUCAGUCAAGGGACAGCGACCUCCCUCGAGCCUGCAGGUAGGUCCAGACCCCUGCAGCAUUCUGGACAUUGUUUUCCAGAGGAUGAAAGCGAGGCUAGAGCAACGCCACACCAGCCUGGCUGACCGCAUCCAAGCCAUCACACACAGCUCUGAUGGGACGCUGUCAGAGACAGACGUACGAAAAAUAAUAGAAGACAGCUGGGUCAUGUUGGACGAUAACAGUUUCAACAAGUUCACUGAACUGCUUGGCUUCAGGGAUGGAUGGAUCAACUGCUCGGUAUUCCUGCAGAAGUAUGAGGAGGCCACAGUCAGGAAUGGGCAGCAUGUCUCUGUGGAUCAUGGUGAUAAGAAUGAGGCUGACCCCGUGCUUGCCUCUGCUGAGCAGUGUCUGGCUGCCAUGAAGACCAGGAUCAAGAUCAUCCAUAAAGACAAUCUGACAGCAUUCCGGCUGAUGGACAGAAGGCGUAAAGGUGUGGUUGACUGCCAUGAUUUCAAAAAGCUCUACAACAGCCUGGGAUUUUUCUGCGAGGAGGGAGAGUACCAGCGGCUGCUCGAUGUGAUCGGCCUUCAUCCCGGAGGCAACCUCAAUUUUAAAGAAUUUGUUGAUGUCGUUGAAAACAAUGGCAAACGCAAACAAGGGACACAAACAGCUAGCGUACAAGAGCAGCUCCAUGAACUCCUGGCCUCUGAAGCACGCUACAAGUGGGCAGACAUGUCUAAGGUGCUGUGCCAGUUUGACUCAGAAGGUCGUGGCUGGAUCCAUAAAAAGAACCUGAGGGGGCUACUCUUCACCUAUGCUCUUCCCAUGAGUUCUGAUGAGUUUGACCAGUUUUGGUUGAGGUAUGACCCAGAGUGCCAGGGCUGUGUAGAGGUUUGUGACUUCCUGGAAAAGCUGGGGUUUCAUCAUGAAGGAGAACUCAUACCUCAGGGCCACCAUCCUGUUGCCCAACAGGACACUGUCAGACCAGGUUCCUCUGAUACUGCCUCACUGGAGUGUAUACAUCAGACCUUGCAGGACAACUAUGAAGGCCUGAGCAACUCCCUGACUCUGGGAACGGGAAGAGACGGCACAGUGACAGUGGAUCAGCUGCUGAGCCUGUUGCACACCUACAGCUGCUCAGUCCGGAGAGAGCAGCUCGUCAAUCAUCUGCGCAGACUCAAUGUGCCCAUGGAUGAAAACUGCAAGAGGCUUGCUUAUAUGGACUUCCUGUCUGCAUUUGACCACAAAUCAGAGAAAUCCAAGUGUCCUCCUGCAUCCCCUGAUGCUGUGCAGCAGAUAGAGUCUUUGGACAGCCUCAGUCCAGGUGCGGCGAUGGCCAGGAUGCAACAACUUGUCGCUGUGUCAGUACCUAAUCUGUACAAGGCAUUCUUGGCCUUUGACCAGAGCGGGACAGGGACAGUUAAAGCUCUGGAUUUUCGUAAGGUGUUGGAUCAUUUCUGUGCCCGUCUAUCAGACAAACAGUACAGAUACAUGCUAACUAAACUGGAGCUGGACUGUGAGAACUGUACUGUUAAGUGGAAAGACUUCCUUAAUAAGUUUCAGUCACAGAGUAGACCGUUGUCAGCAAACAGGUGCCUGAGUAGGACCUCGCAGAGUGGGACUAAGACCAGAUCCCCUCUCCAGACCAAGACCUCUCAGAUCACAGACCAUCUUCAGCAGAUUCAGGAAGUUGUUUCCAGUCACUUGUAUGAAAUCACAACAGGGCUGAUAGAUUCGGAUGCCUCUGACAGUAAUACAGUCUCUAAAGAGCAGUUCAGACAAGUUUGCGAUCGUCACUGCCUGAGACUCACAAAUGAUCAGUUUGAGAGUGUGUGGAGUCAGAUUUCUAUAAGUGAGCAGAAGAAACCGCAGUACAAAGAGUUUCUGAAGCGUUCUGGUGUUCUGGGCAGAACCCCCCUCACAGAGGCAGGGGGUUCCACCCCCAGCAUCCUACCUCCUUCCCCUGAGCCCAGAGUAACAGUCUCAACAACAAAAUCUUGUUGUCCACAAACUGCUGGUGCCACUCUUCAACGCACUAAGUCUGCCCCCCAGUGUACCUCCAGGCGUUCUGCCUCAGUGGGGAGGCCGCGAACAGGAAGCCUGCUGGGCAGCACGGAGAGGAGGCUGCGAGGGGCAGUGCAGCGCUGCUGGAGGGAGAUCCAGAAGAACUGUUCCAAGGAAGAUCCUCAGAAAGAGGGAUACGUUAGCACUGCCUCCUUCCUGGAGAUCCUCCAAUCUCUUAGCAUCAACAUGACUCGGGAGCAGUUUGAGCGUCUUGCUGUGGAGCUUGACAUCAUGAAUAAUGGCUGUAUUUCAUAUCACAACUUUCUUCGCCACUUCCUCCUGAACCUGAAACCAGCAGAGGCAAAGAGGGGAUUUGAGCGACGUGAACUACCUCUUCCCAUUACAACGACGAGCCAUGGUGUUCUGAGCAAAGACUGCGUCGAGGUCAUGCUGAGAAUCUAUGAUGCGAUUCGCUCCUCCUGGACCUCCAUCAGACGCUGCUUCCUGACUUCUGAUCGCAACCGCACGGGAAUUGUCACUGUGCAAGACUUCAGGAAGGUCCUGCGCCAUUUCAGCGUGAAUCUGUCAGAGGAGGAGUUCUUCCACCUCAGCUCUUAUUUUGAUGCCAGUACCACGGGGAAGAUUUGCUACAACAACUUCCUUUGGGCGUUUCUUCACUGACCUUCGUUCAUAUGCAUACAGCUGCUGCAGAAACACUCAACUAAAACUCAACACACUCAGGGGCUCCAAGUUUUAGUGUUUGGCAGUUAUUCUGUUUGUUUAAAUGCAAACGGUGAAAAUGAGCUUCUUCUUCUUCAUUUUUAUCUAAUCUUGAAUUCCCCUGGAAACUUUUUUCUCUGUAUGAUUAAAUACUUGUUGCUAAAUAACAGCCCUGAUUAAAUCAGUAUUUUUAGGAUUUACAUGCAUUUUGGAAAUUCAGUACUUCAGAUUUAUGUUAAAUUUCAAGACAGGAAAUAAUGUUCCCGUCAAGUAGUGAGGUGGAAGUAAGGGUAUUGGGGUUGUAAGCAUGGUCAACAGGCAUAUAACAUGUCUGGUUUCAUAAAUCUGUA